Molecule: messenger RNA, 2045 nt
Organism: Bubalus bubalis (water buffalo)
Lineage: Eukaryota; Metazoa; Chordata; Mammalia; Artiodactyla; Bovidae
Gene: CENPT
Product: centromere protein T
Exons: 13
Coding region: 86-1936 (616 amino acids)
Biological process (GO): kinetochore assembly; chromosome segregation; mitotic cell cycle
Cellular component (GO): kinetochore
Molecular function (GO): DNA binding; protein heterodimerization activity
Source: RefSeq, a predicted model, not a curated record
AGCAUCGCGAUAGUUGGCUUAAAUGUGGCGGCGGGAAGGAAACUGCUAGGGAUAUUCAAGCCGUUGGAAAGUGGGCAAUGAGGCGAUGGCCGACAACCUCAGCCCUGACAGCGAGCCCACGACACGCACACUGCUACGGCGGGUGCUGGAUACAGCGGACCCGCGCACACCGCGGCGAGCUCGGAGUACUCGGCCUGGUUGCUGGUCUUUACACAGUGCCCAGAGAGACCUGCUUGAAACACCUUCCUCUAGGAGGCAGAGGAGUCAAACAAAGAUGACUGCCAGGCGUCGUUCUCAUACAGCCACGUCUGUUGACAGAUUGGCCCGUGUUCAAGCCAGUGGACACCUGGAGGAACAGACACCCCGGACUCUGUUGAAGAACAUCAUACUAACUGAUUCUUACCCCCUGCAUCACCUGGGAAGUCCUCUCCUUGCUAUUUCUAUAGCUCCAGAAUCUUCCAUUGUAAUGCCAGAGGCUGUGGUGAAGCUGGUGCCAUCACCACAGGUGGUCCAGCCUUCCAGACGGGAAAGCAGUCGGGGCAGUCUGGAGCUGCAACUUCCUGAACUUGAGCCCCCCACAACCCUGGCUCCAGGUCUGCUGGCUCCUGGCAGAAGGAAGCAGAGGCUGAGGUUGUCAGAGUUUCAGCAAGGAAUGGACUGGGGACAUCUUUCCCAAGAGCCUCGUGAGAAUGCUGAUGCCUCUUCCCUCACCAGGUGCUGUUGCCUAUUUAUUCUUGGAAUUGGUGGAAGAGAGGCUUGGGAAAGGAGCUCUCUCAACUUGACCUUUGCUGUGCCUCUCCAGCCACAAUCAGUGAAGAGGCCUGGUUUGGCUCGUAGACCGCCUACUCGCCGAGUGGUAGAUGUGGGUACAUUUUUGCAGGAUCUGCAAGAUACUUCCCUGGCUGUUGCUCCUCCAGGUGAGAGCCACAGAACCCCUGUUGCUACUGUGCCAACGGACACAGUGUUGGAGGACACCCAGCCCUUCUCUCAGCCCUUGGCUGGCCAUUCCCCCAGUGUACACCACUCCCUGCCUUGUCCCUCUCCCUCUGGGGCCAAAGAAGUGGAGGGGGCUGCCAGUCGCAGGACACGGAGCAGUGGGCCUGGACUUCAAAACAACUACUCAGGUCCUGGAAAACCAGCCCAGCUUCUUGCAAGAAAGAUGGAGGAGGCUGAAGCCAUUGCUUUGGGCUUGCCAAACACCAGCAGUGUCUCUGGAGAAGAUGGCAUAGAGCCCCUACAGAAUGGAGUAGGUGAGGAAGCAGAGGAAAGUAUGGAAGAAAGCAUGAGUGUGAGGGAAGUGGAGAAGGCAGCAGAAGAACAAGGAUCUGCCAGGGCAGAAGAGCCUGAAGGACACACAGAGGUGGCAGCAGCAGCAGGAUCCUUGGGGGCUAUUGAGGCCAAGGAGCCAGAAGGAUCUUCAGAGGAUGAAGACACCUCUGCAAGUCCAGAAUUGCCCCCCAGCACUCCAGAGUUCCUUCGGACCAGGCAACUUCAGUUUCCUGAGCCGGCUCCACCACCAAGCACUGCAGUGUUACCUUCAGAACUCCCAAAGCAUCUGUCGGCCAGGAUUCCUCCCAGGCCCCGAAUCCCUGGCUCCAGACCCCGUCAAGAUCCCUACAAGGCUGGACUGAACCACUAUGCAAAACUCUUUAGCUUCUAUGCUAAGAUGCCCAUGGAGAAGAAGGCUGUAGAGAUGGUGGAGAAGUGCCUGGACAAGUACUUCCAGCAUCUUUGUAACGACUUGGAGGUAUUUGCUGCUCAUGCUGGGCGCAAGACUGUGAGGCCAGAGGACCUGGAACUGCUGUUGCGAAGGCAGGGCCUGGUCACUGACCAAGUCUCCCUGCAUGUGCUCGUGGAGCGGCACCUGCCCCUGGAGUACCGGCAGCUGCUCAUCCCUUGUGCCUUCAGUGGCAACUCUGUCUUCCCCUCCCAGUAGGGGCCAGGACUCAACACCUGCCCUGUUCCCACCUGGGGUUGCUUGGCCUCACAUACACUUCUAGGUUUCCUCCCCACCCCUCAGCAUCAAUAAAGUGUCACAAACAGAA